This is a messenger RNA of Lutra lutra (Eurasian river otter), 4296 nucleotides long. RefSeq names its product RAB4A, member RAS oncogene family (gene RAB4A). Lineage: Eukaryota; Metazoa; Chordata; Mammalia; Carnivora; Mustelidae. The coding region runs from base 1238 to 1840 and encodes 200 amino acids. The transcript has 4 exons. The record is from RefSeq and is a predicted model, not a curated record. Gene Ontology annotation, biological process: regulation of endocytosis; Rab protein signal transduction. Gene Ontology annotation, cellular component: postsynaptic recycling endosome. Gene Ontology annotation, molecular function: GTPase activity; GTP binding.
UGCACCUGCGUGUCGUGUGUGUGCUGUGUGGCUGGGAAUCUGGAAUCCCCUCAGCCCUUUCGUUUGGGGUCUUAGAGGCGAUGGAGACAAGCCCUCCCCCUGCUUACACGGUCAAGAAAUCUGCGGGUGAGGUUCGAGAUACAUAAAGCAUUCCUGGGGUGUGUGUCUUUUAGCACGGUGCUUUGACAUACUCCUCCAGGCUCACAGGGGGGAAGCUUAUACGUGGUCAUUUAGUAGAAGUAAUGGACACUGAUGAGCGUUAGAGGGCACAGGCUCUGCCCUGCGAUUGCCUGGGUUCAAGUCUCAGUUCCAGGUCAGUAGCUGUGUGAUGUCCUCGGGCAAGGUGCUCUCGCUGUCUGGACUUCAAUUUCCCUGUUAUAUGCAGUCAGGCUGAUUGUGUUACACUCACGAGAUUUUCUGGUUGUUAAAUUGGUUAAUGUGAAGCUCUCGGCACAUGCUAAGAAUCUGAGUGCACUGUCCUGUGUGCAGCUGUCACUCACAUAUCACGAAUUAAAUUAAAAAUUCAGUUCCUUCUCACUUCCCCAUCUCAGGUGCUCAGUGCCCACAUGUGGCUGGUGGUUGCUGUAAUGGACAGUACAGGUCAUAGAACAUUCUCCUUGCAGAAGUCCCAGCAGACAGCGCCAAUCUCAGUGUUUGCUGACACCACCUGAAAAACAGAAUCUCUGCCCUAUCGUCUGGUGGCUGUCUGGGUGGGAACUUGCACAGCUAAGAGGGUCACCCUUGUGCUGUGACACACCCCCCGUCUGCAUGUUCAGGAUGAGGCACGCUGGCCAGGAGAUGGGCAGCUGCUGGCCCAGUCCCCCUGCACUUACUCAGGUGGUGAAAGGCUCAGCCUGCUCGUGAGUGAGGUCAUGAGGCUGUCAAGGGGUGCCGGCAGGGCGGACGUAUCCCCAGGUGUGUCUGAGCUGAAAACAGAUCUCCUGGAGUUCGACAGACCUGGGCAAGUCCUGCCUCUGCCGCUGGCUGCCGUUGUGCCUUUGGGCAACUUAACUCUCUGGGUUCAGGUUUCUCAUGGAAAAGCGAGUUACAGUGUAUGUCACAGAGCCCUUAGAAAGAAUGUGAUAAAUCCUACAAAACAAAGUACCACCGCACUGCACAGAACUGGUGACCGGCUGGUGACCAGCAGUGGUUGGCUCUCACGUCUUGCUUACCCAUGUUGCACAUAGCAGCGCUUAGAGUUAAGAGCUCAGUAAAUAUUUGUACAAUGAGUAAAUGAAUGUCUGUUUCCUUUUGCACCUUGACUGGGCAAAAACAAACAGCAAAACCUCUGACUCACGGUUUCAUUUUUCUGGAAACAGAACAGUCCAGCCCCACUAGGUAUGGUGUGUGGUUGGGCCUUCAGGCUUCCUGCGUUGAAUUUAAGCUUGUCGGCAUUACCCUGACAUGUGCAAAAGUGGCGUAUGCCAGAAUGCUAGCGAGUCAGAACAUUGUGAUCAUCCUCUGUGGGAACAAGAAGGACCUGGACGCCGACCGUGAAGUUACUUUCUUAGAAGCUUCCAGAUUCGCUCAAGAAAAUGAGCUGAUGUUCUUGGAAACUAGUGCACUAACGGGGGAGAAUGUGGAAGAGGCCUUUGUACAAUGUGCGAGAAAAAUACUUAACAAAAUUGAAUCAGGAGUGAUUUGGUCAAAGAGCACCCUCUCUACACCUGUCAACCUAAAAUUGCCACUUACGGUCUUGAAGGUCUCGUCCGCUUGGCUGAGGCAAAGGCCCACCCCUUUUUCCCAGUGGCUUCCUUGCACCAUUGGUGAAAGAGAACGGGCAGGGUUUCCGCAUGUGUUUGCUUUCAGAACCACGGCCUUUUGUGGGUCCGUUACUUAGAGGAGGAAGGUGGGGUUGUUGUCCACUCUCUGUCAAGAGCUUGCUGGCCCUGCUGGGCCAGUGGUCCCAGGGUGUGAUGGGGGACCACCUGGGUGAGAUUGAGGGAGUUCCAGGUACACGCAUGAUGUGGAUACUUCCAGCUUGGGCAUUGUAAAUUUAUUUCUGAAGCUAACUGAGUGUGUGCCUAGGUUAUAACCUGUCUCAUUAUUGUUGUAUUUGUUGCUUCGGUAAAAAUAAAUUUAAAAUAACCCAAAUUUAGAUAAUUACUAUGUAAUGUUCAUUUAUUAAAGUUGAGUUUUAUUUAAAUAUUACUGAAAUUAUAUAUAGACAUUUACUUUUUAAUUGAUUCCAUCAAAUAUCUGAAUGUCUGUUCUUUGUCAGGUGCUGGGAUACAAAAAUGAUUUAAUCAUAAUCCUUACCCUCAGGAAACUGUCUUUCAUAGGAGACAUCAAAAAAUAAUUACAAUACAGUGUGGUGGAUAUAAUAACUGAGGGGUGCGUAGGAUCCUGGGAUCACACAGAGAAGGGGGACCUGCCUAGCUAGGUCAGGGAGGUAGUGUCUGGGAGGGUUCCAGGAGGAGGGACAGCUGAGCUCAGUCUUUCACAAUGUGAGGAAGAGUGAGCUGGCUAAGGGGGUGGGGUAGUCCUGCCGAGGGGACAGCAUGAUUUGAAAGUAACCAGAAAGAAAAGUCACUGGACCAGAGAGACUCCUGUGGGGAUGGCAGGUGAGAAGGUUGGAGAGAGGUGGCAUCCAGGCUAGUGAUUCUCAUCAAGGAUCUGGAACUUCAUCUUGUGGGUUACUGAGUUGUACCCUGGCUGUACACUAGAGUCUCCUGGGAUGCUUGAAAAUUCAGAUCCCAGGCACCAUCUCUCAAGAUCCUGAAUAAUUGGGCUGAAGUAUGGUCUAGGCAUCAGCAUUUCUAAAAGCCCUCUUAUGUGAUUGAUUCUAAUGAUCAUCCAGGAUUAAGUACCGCUGCUGUAGAGGCCAGGAAGCUAUUCAAGGAUGUUAAGCAGCGAGCAGUGUGGUCAGGCUGGGACUUGAGGUAGAUCACAUAUGUGAAUGGCCAUGUUGAGAAAGGAUUGAAAGGACAGCACAAUUAAGGCAUUUUUGAGUAAUCCAAGUAAAAGGUGACUGAUUAAAGCUUUGAGGAGGAUGUGGAAGUAGAGACAAAGAGAUAUAGAUGAAUCAGAAUUAUUUUGGUAGUAGCAUCAUAUGACUCAUGCUGAAUAGUAGGACAGGGCGGUCGAUUUGGGGGUGGGGAGUGGUGAGGAGGUGGGUUAGGAAGGCAUGAGGAGCCAGGGGUAAUUAGAUGUCACACGUGGGUGACUUGGUAAAGAGAUGUCAUUAAACCAGAGGAUAAGCAGGGUCAAGGGCAUGUAGAUGAUUCUGUUCUAGACGUGUUCCCUUUGCAGUACCACUGGCACAAGCCCAUGGAAUGAUCUCAUAAGCUCUGGGGAGAAGUCUGGGCAGGCAGUAUGCAUUUGUCAACCAUCAGUACGUAGAGUAGUUGAAACUAUGGAAGGAACGGGAUCAUCUGAGAGCACUUGAGAGUGAGAAGAGCACUGAUCAAAAGCAGAACCUUGGAGACCGAGAGAUGGAGAAGAGGAGGAACCUACAAAAGAGGAGUAGGAAAGGGUCAGAGAGAUGUAUGGAAAGAACCAGGGGAAAGUGGCUGUCAUUUCAGCCAAAAUAAUGACAGUCAAAGACUUGUUCACUAUCAAAUGCUGUAGAGAACAGUCUCCUAAGCCAAGAACUAAGCUAGAAAAAUACCCACUGGGGUGGGCAAUAGGAAGUCGUUGGGCUUCUUUAUCAAGAUCAACGUCAGUAGAAUUAAGAAAAUAGAAGACAGCAAUUGAGGAACAAAGAGGAGGUGAGAAGGCAGAGUGAGUGUUGACUCUUCUCUGGAAGGAAAGUAAUGGUAGCGUAGGGUACAAAGGGUUAACUUAAAGAGGUUUUGGUAAUGGAAGAAUAUUUGUGUGGAUGCUGAGAGAGAGAAACAGGUGGAAAGGAAGGAGAGGAGAUGACAGACAGCAGGAUGCGGGGUGAGCUGCAGGGAGGGAGCGUCGAGGGCCCAGAUGGAAAAGAGGGACCCUUCAUCCUUCUGGAUUUUCUUGAUCUGAAAAUAAAAAAGAUUUUUUUUUACUAAAUUUUGCAGAAAAGCUGUUACUUUUAAAGACUCCAUAACAUUGUUAUUAAAAUUGGCUUGGCGUUGAGUAUUAUUAAGCUUAGCACGAGGUUUGAUGUAAUUACCUUGCUUCCUUAAUACUGCAUAUACAAUCUUCAAGAUAAAAAGAUCAAAAUCAUAAUUACAUCUAGGUGAGAAAAUAUACAGAUGUAAGUUAAAAUUUUUCAGCAGUACUUUAAAUUUUCUGAAUAGGCAGUACAUUCACAUGAUUCAAAAACCACUGUUUCCUCUUUUUUUUUCAAGACUUAUUUAUUGGUUAGAGAGAGCACGC